AACAGCCCGGGCAAGUCUUGAGCCCCGGUUAAUGAAUACAAGCCGUUCCUCGUCCCCUGCUGCUUCAGCAUUAUUAACCGUGUCUCAAACUUCCCGAGCUGCCUAUCUGGACAGCAUUUUCGGCCAUCGUAUGCACGCUCUGAGCCAGCUGCCCUAAAAAACCUGCAAGCCAGCAACUCGCUAGGAUUGAGUCACGGCCAUUUUCUGUUUUCAAACAGCUCAGAAUAGAUCAUUGAAUAGUAGGCAUGACUGAGGCCGAUAUUGCAGUGAAAUUCAACCCGCCCGACUAUAAGAAGCUCACGCGGCUGUACUGUAUGAAUGGAGGAUAUCACCUUCAGAUCCUGGCGGACGGGACAGUGGCUGGAGCUCGAGAGGAAAACAUCUACAGCAUACUGCGCAUAAAAGCAACAAGUCCAGGAGUGGUGGUCAUUGAAGGAACAGAGGCAGGACUUUACCUCUCGAUGAAUGAAGAUGGCAAGCUGUAUGCGUCAGCAUUAGUAACGGAUGAAAGUUAUUUCUUGGAGAAGAUGGAGGAGAACCACUACAACACAUAUCAGUCUCAGAAGUAUGGUGAAAACUGGUAUGUCGGAAUAAAAAAGAAUGGAAAAAUGAAACGAGGCCCAAGGACACACAUUGGACAGAAGGCUAUUUUCUUUCUCCCGCGACAGGUGGCCCAGGCCAAGGACUGAGGCCUGAAACCUGAUCAUAAAUAUAUUUAAUCACAUAGAAUAACCAUAAUCCACUGUCAAGUCACAGGACUACUCUACUAACUACACAUAAAACGCUUCUAUGACAGAAAAGGUGCAUUUGCGCCAUGUCGUAAUUACCGUAAUUAUGAGAUUUCAGCUUGUAAAAAGUGUUCGCGUCGUCGUAGAGCUUGUAAGCUGGGAAUGUUCUGAGAGCUCCUACUUGUAUCAUGUGACCGCUGUACCACCUGUUGACCAAGCUUGCCACAUGAGUCCUGAAAAGUGAAGCCAAAGUGUCUCGAUCGCCCCCAGGUGGCUGGAUGCAGUAUAGGUCAUAAACCCCGCCCUCUCCAUGUAAUGUAAUGGGACGUGAGACAAACUAAAUCAAAUUACAAAGAUGGUUUCUGUCAUUUUAGGCAGCUUUUAAUCACGCUGAUGUAAGUUCAAGUGUUCGUUUGUUAAAUAAGUUUGGUUUUAGUUAGUUAUUUGAUGCUAUAACAACACGGGUUUUCAUGUCAUGAUUGACAGCUGUGAUUGACAGCUUCUCUAAAAGAAAAAGAAGGCAAUGAAGACUUUUUUUUCUGGAUCUUUGGGAGGAGAUUGGAGCUUUAACUUUAAUUUCUACAUUUCCAUAACUGUUUAUUUCACACCGAUAUUUAAGAGUUGUUCUGCAGUAAACUGUACUAACCGAUUCUGCGGGAGUGUGGGCGGGGCCUUGAUACCGCGGCUCCACUUCACGCUCACUACUGCGCAAGAUGUCAGCGCCAUAUUAGCACACUGGCAGUGUGGUGAGAAAUCGAGUCCCACCAGGAAUCGGGUCAGAGAUCGUAUUAUUAUAGGGAGAUGAGAGGGUCUGUAUCUCUUACCAUUGGAGAAAGCGUAACGGCUAACUUAAUCACGUGCGGCACCUUUCAGCCUAUUGUGUCGCCAAUUCAAAACUCCUCCCUGCGUACCGCCAGUUAGCAUUAGCCGUUACGCUUUUUUGGCUAAAGGUUGCAGGCUUGCCUUCCAGUGGCUUUGAUUGGGUCUCCUUUAGGACCCCGAGUGAUCCCAUUGGUUCAACUGACUUUUAAUAGGUAGUAUUUUUAGUGCCUGAUUAUAAUUCCUACAAAAUCACGUUAUGAUUUAUAUCAAUUAAACAGCGUUAUAAUGACCAAUGUCUUUUAAAUUACAUGGGUCAUAUACUAGUAUAUAACUGAAGCUAUAGGUUGUAAAAUCAAGCAUUUCUUGUUCUGUUUUUUUUUAGUUAGCUUAUGUACUAGCAUCUACCCGAUUAGCCUGCUAGCUUAGCUUAGCUUAUAUUAUAAUAGGUAUGUUUUUUGUGUCCAAUACAGUUCCCAAUUACAUUUCAAAUUAAUGAUGUUUGUGUGUACUUAGCAUGACAAUUAAUUUAUUCAAAAGUUAUAAUAGUAAUAUUAUAUACUAUACCACAUUGCUAUUAAUGUGUAAAAUUAAUAUUAAAUUACUUUUACAGAUCAUAGUAUGUUGCAACAAUCCUUAUCCUUAUAUAGAAAAUACAUUUGUAGGCAUGGUUGUGUUUCCAGUUUGUUUUAUAUUUCAUUUUAUAUUUCAAGCAUGUUGUUUGUAAUAAACAUCAUACAAUAGUGAAAUAGGUUAUAAUUAGUCAAGAAAUCACGAUAACAACUUUUGAUCAGGCAUUACUGCCUGGGUCCUAAAGGAGACCCGAUUCCUGGGGGGGGGGGGACGCUUUCUCAUGACACCGGCUUCACUUACUACAAUGGAAGAGUGAAGGUGCGUCGUCCAUCUUUUUUACAGUCUAUGGUGUUGACAGAAGCACAUAAUUCCCACUCCGAACGUCACGUGUUAUCUCAAAAUUACGGUAAUUAUGACAUGGUGUGAACGCAGCAUAAUAUAUAAUAUAUGCAGACAGAAGUUUACUAACUCUUAGAUGUAAACGUCAAAAAUGCACUGACAAAAAAACAAAACAACUACUGUAAUAACUUAUUUUUAUUUUGCUUUUGUGAAUUGAUUCUUUAGUUCUCAAAUUUGCCAUUUCAUGUCAUAUUUAUUCGUAAAUAAGAACUUGUGUCUGAUUGUACUUCUAGUUUUCUUUUUACAAACAACACAGAAAUAGCAGGAUUAUAGUUCAUGUCGUUGAACCUUUCUGGAUCAUGUUAAACACAAUAAAUCUGUGAGCUGUGCUGUGUCGA
Molecule: messenger RNA, 2857 nt
Organism: Ctenopharyngodon idella (grass carp)
Lineage: Eukaryota; Metazoa; Chordata; Actinopteri; Cypriniformes; Xenocyprididae
Gene: fgf1a
Product: fibroblast growth factor 1a
Exons: 3
Coding region: 246-689 (147 amino acids)
Biological process (GO): positive regulation of protein phosphorylation; positive regulation of cell population proliferation; positive regulation of gene expression
Cellular component (GO): cytoplasm
Molecular function (GO): fibroblast growth factor receptor binding; growth factor activity
Source: RefSeq, a predicted model, not a curated record